This is a messenger RNA of Kazachstania africana CBS 2517, 2751 nucleotides long. It is a transcript of the gene FIG4, whose product is annotated as phosphatidylinositol-3,5-bisphosphate 5-phosphatase. Gene Ontology annotation, biological process: phosphatidylinositol dephosphorylation. The record is from RefSeq and is a predicted model, not a curated record. Bases 1 to 2751 code for a protein of 916 amino acids. The transcript has a single exon. Gene Ontology annotation, cellular component: intracellular membrane-bounded organelle. NCBI's taxonomy places the organism in Eukaryota, Fungi, Ascomycota, Saccharomycetes, Saccharomycetales, Saccharomycetaceae. Gene Ontology annotation, molecular function: phosphatidylinositol-3,5-bisphosphate 5-phosphatase activity.
AUGAGUUCAAGUACACCCCCUCCACCAGUACUGACUGAAGACAUAGGCAGCGCUGAUAACAAUGUGAAGAUUAACGAUAAUGAGGGGAGCACAACAAGUCUGAAUAGUAAUAAUAAUAAUAAUAUUCCUAAAAUCCAUCCAUUGGCAAUAAGUCCAGAUAAACAAAGAAAAACUACUAAAUUUGUGUUAAGCAAAUAUACUAUCUAUCAAACUAAAGAAAGAAUGUACAUUGUUGGUUCAAAUAAGAGGGAAACAAUGUUUCGAAUACUGGAAAUUGACUUAACUGUACCGCAAGAUGAACUAAGCUUACUCGAAGACAAUGUCUUUUUUACUAGAAGUGAAAUUAUGGAGGUUCUAUCUGGACUCGAAGAGGCAAGCGAAGAAGGAUUGCGUAAAAUACUAACCUGCUAUGGUUUGUUAGGGUUCAUAAAGUUCACCGGCUGCUACUAUCUGCUCGUAGUUACCAAAUAUAGCCAGGUAGCCGUUAUUGGAGGGCACUCGUGCUAUCAUAUCGAUGGAACAGAUUUGGUUCCUUUAUCUAACAAUUAUAAAGUGCCAGAUAAAUAUUCGAUUGAAGCGAAACUGAUGUUAACCUGCCAAAAUUUGGAUCUUUCGAAGACGUUUUACUUCAGUUACACUUAUGAUCUAACAAAUAACUUACAAACCAAUAUAUUAAGAGAGAAGCUAAAAGCAGUGGGAAAGGAUGAUAUUUCAAUUCCGAUUGGUAUUCCAAAUUAUAACGAAAUGUACAUAUGGAAUAAUUAUUUAUUAGAGCCAAUUUUCAAAUGUUUUAACGCCGUUUAUGACUGGUUUCAGUGCAUUAUACAUGGCUUUAUUGAUCAAGUUAAUGUGUCAGUGAUGAGUAAGAGUGUUUACAUUACUUUAAUUGCAAGAAGGUCUCAUCAUUUUGCUGGAGCACGUUUCCUGAAAAGAGGUGUAAAUAAUCAAGGUUUUGUGGCUAAUGAAGUGGAAACAGAACAAAUCGUCUCUGAUAUGAUCCUUACCUCUUUUCACAAACCAGGAAACGGUUACUUUGAUAAUGAUUGUUACACUUCUUUUGUUCAACACAGAGGGUCAAUUCCCUUAUACUGGACCCAAGAGGCUUCAAACUUGACUGGGAAACCACCAAUCGAAAUUAAUGUGAGAGACCCUUAUUUUGCACCAGCAGCGCUACAUUUUGAUAAGUUAUUUCAAAGAUAUGGUGGUGGUAAUAUUCAAGUCUUGAAUCUUAUAAAAACAAAAGAAAAGAAGCCAAGAGAGACAAAACUGCUGAAAGAAUUCGAGCAAUGCAUAGCUUAUUUGAACAAAUUUCUACCCGUCAAUAUGCAAAUAGAAUAUAUUUCAUGGGAUAUGAGCAAGGCUUCUAAGCAAGAUGAUCAUGGUCAGGGAGUAAUAGAGUUUUUAGAGAAAUAUGCGUUAGAUUCAGUAACAAAAACUGGUAUUUUUCAUAAUGGGGCGAAUUUUAAGACGACAAAGAUUCAGGAAGGUAUUUGUAGAAGCAAUUGUAUUGAUUGUUUAGAUAGGACAAAUGCUGCACAAUUUGUCAUAGGCAAAAGAGCUUUGGGUAUGCAACUCAAGGAGUUGAGCAUUAUCGAUGACAGCUUUUUAGAAUAUGAUUCAGAUAUCGUAAAUAUACUCACGGAAUUAUUUCAUGAUUUAGGUGAUACAAUCGCUUUGCAAUAUAGUGGCUCGCAUUUAGUAAACACAAUGGCGACAUAUAGAAAGAUUAAUCAGUGGAGUUCUCAUUCAAGAGAUAUGAUUGAAAGUAUUAAAAGAUUUUAUAGUAAUUCAUUCAUGGACGCUCAACGACAAGAUGCUAUCAAUCUGUUUUUGGGUCAUUAUAUUUGGCAGGAAGGUUCCCCCUCUUUAUGGGAAAUGAAUACAGAUUUUUAUCUUCAUAAUGAUUAUCCUGAAGAUAGACCCAAAAGGAGUUAUACACAUUGGUGGAAUGAUUACCACAUAAAAAACCUCAAAAAGCUGAUGAAAGAAGAAAUAGUCGAUAAAUCAAAUGACGUAACUCUCAGAAGUACUAUAGAGAAUGUUAAGGGUUACCCUGGUGCCUUUGACAAUUAUUGGAAUGAGUACUAUGUGCCAAGAAGUUUGACUUGGUUUCAAGACUUAUUUGCAUACAACAUGAAUUCGACGAGAAGGUAUCACGGAAAUAAGAAACGGGGAGAAGAAUCAUCAAUUUUCAAGGCUAGAAAGCCAAGUUGGUUGAACAAAAAACUGAAAUCAAUAUUAAAGGAAUAUGAAUACGGACAGUCGACUACAGGAAAGGCCAACAAUGCAGACAGAGAUAUGAAGCCUACAAAAUUAUCCCUGAAUGAUGAACUACUAUUGAGCACAUCUCUGCUUGAAAAAUUUACAAACUCAAGAUCAAUCUUAUCUGAUAAAAUGGGUUUGGUCUCAAAUAACUGCUUUCCUAUCUUUUCAGAACAAGGGUCUUUCAGUGAUUUAGAUUUCCCAAACACAUCAUGCAUGGAAUACCUAGAAAACGAUACAGCUAUACAUGGCAAACCAUGCUUACUUGAUGACCCAGAUACCGUGAUAAGAGGUAAUGUAUCAUCCAGAAACUAUUUUAACGGUGCAUCUCCCGACACGGAUUUUUAUGCAAAGCUUGAAAGUGACCUCACCACACCAUUAGAUAACUAUAAUAAAUAUUUUGAUAUGUCUCCAGAGGUAAAUGAUGCUGAUAUGAAGCUUUAUAACGAUAGCAUGGAGAAGGUGUCCAACAGUCUGGUAUUCCUAUGA